Molecule: messenger RNA, 1795 nt
Organism: Larimichthys crocea (large yellow croaker)
Lineage: Eukaryota; Metazoa; Chordata; Actinopteri; Sciaenidae
Gene: rab38a
Product: RAB38a, member RAS oncogene family
Exons: 3
Coding region: 322-960 (212 amino acids)
Biological process (GO): endosome to lysosome transport; phagosome-lysosome fusion
Cellular component (GO): phagocytic vesicle; trans-Golgi network; lysosome
Molecular function (GO): GTPase activity; GTP binding
Source: RefSeq, a predicted model, not a curated record
ACAAAAUAAAGUAAAUCUUAGUAGCUACUUCUUCCACCACUGUUGACUUAAGCUACUUAAUAAUCAAACUUAAUCUUGGAGGUUUUAAAUGCAUACAGGCACACCGGCACUCCCAGGCAGCUUCCCUGCGUGAGUCACAAGGUCCAGACGUCUGUGCUCCACUUCCCUCUGUGGGCCAGGGCGGACCUCACCUCCCCUUCGCCCUCAUUCCUAACUCCCUUGACUUUUUCUCUGCGCUGUCCUGUGCUUCUCCUCCUUUCAUCCUCCGGUUCUCUCCAUUUACGGUGGAUUCAUGCUCAGCUCUCGCCCUCCUCGGUCGCCAUGCAGAACAACCACCAAAAGGAGCAUCUCUAUAAGAUUCUUGUGAUAGGGGACCUCGGUGUCGGCAAGACCAGCAUCAUCAAGCGGUAUGUCCAUCACAACUUCAGCCCCAACUACCGAGCCACCAUCGGGGUGGACUUCGCACUUAAAGUCCUCAACUGGGACCAGGAGACGGUGCGCCUGCAGCUGUGGGACAUUGCAGGUCAAGAGAGAUUUGGCAACAUGACCCGUGUGUACUACCGCGAGGCCAUGGGCGCCUUCAUUGUGUUUGACGUCACAAGGCCCGCCUCCUUUGAGGCUGUCACCAAAUGGAAGGAGGACUUGGAUUCCAAACUGACACUUGCCAAUGGGAAACAUGUAGCCACUGUGCUUUUGGCUAAUAAAUGUGACCAGGGCCGGGAUGUAUUGACCAAUAAUGGAAUAAAGAUGGAGCAGUUCUGCCAGGAGAAUGGCUUUGUGGGAUGGUAUGAGACAUCUGCCAAGGAAAACAUCAACAUCGAUGAAGCAGCUAACUGCCUGGUGAAGCACAUCAUUGCCAGCGAGAACGACAUGCUCCAAUCAGAAGUCCCAGAUACCAUCACCCCCCAGUUAGAGAAGGAUAAAGGCGGGACAUGCUCGUCCUGCUUCAGAUCCCAGUAACAGCUCCUGACAGUUGGAUGUCCUUUUUGUAUCUCAUUACAACACAAAGUCGAGUUUGUCUGUGAGCAGGAGGCGGAGAGAGAACAACAUUGGCUGUCUCUUAAGAAGCAUGCAUGGGUGCCAACUCUUUUCCUGUCUGGUAGCUCGGGUGGGAGAGGCGGGGAGUGGCGGUGGGUGAGAAGGGUGACAUUUGUCUCAAGAAAUGGACGGAUUGAAACAGAGACAGAAAGAGAGAAAGAUGCAGCUGUGUGCACUUGUCAAAGGCAAGGUCACCCUCUGGGCGACUUGACACUGGCACUUUGGUUACCAUGGCGACACAGUUAAUGAACACAUGCACAGGAAGAUUACAGCAAAUCACAGUAUAUCUCUUGGUACCUUCAUCUCCUCUUCUCUUUCUUGAGUGUGUCUCCUCAUACCUCACUGACAGCAUUUUAAGUUUUUCACGCAUCAUUCUGAGCUGAUAAGCAAGCAAAAAGAACAUUUAUAUCUCGUAAUUGAAUGGUUUUAUACAAAAUUUAUAUUCCACUGUUUAAUAUUUGUAAUAUUUGUAAUUAUGGGAUAAAUGCAUAUAUACAAAAAUGUACAUAUUAUAUCUAGUAUAACGAAAAGGAUUAUAGAACUAAGGAUGUAUCCAGUUUUCAGCAUGUUGGGAUGAAUAAACCAUAGCUUUACUGACCUAUGCCUGGAUGUGUGUGUGUGUGUGUGUGUGUGUGUGUGUGUGUGUGUGUGUGUGUGUGUGUGUGUGUGUGUGUGUGUUUUAAAUGUUCUGCACACCUAAGUUGUGUUUUCAAUUACUCUGACUGAUUAAAUCUCUAUUCAUACAUAUUGAGUUUUG